CCAUCCCUGUUUCUUCCGUCGCUUCAGAAAGUGCUUUUAGUACGGAGGAAGAGUUAUUAGCCCUCAUCGUUCAAGACUUCAUUCACAAACUAUGGAAGCAUUAAUGUGUUUACAAAAUUGGAUGAUGGAAGACAUAAAAGGUUCUUCGGAAGAUGCUUAUGCUUGCUCCACAGUAAUUGAUGAUUCGGAUGUUGACGAAGAACAACAAAUAGAUGCGAUUCAACUAGUCACUAGUUCUAAAAUCUACACUCUUUUUAUUCAUCCACAACUGAUCAAGCUUGCAGCACUGUGCCAAAAUGGAUUGGUACAGGGCAUUCCACCACCUUACGAAACUGAACCCGAGUUGCACCUGAUUUCGCGCAAGAAUGAGGGUACGACGAAUUCGACUAAGAUCAACGGGUGCCACAUCGCUCGUUGGGAUCAUAGACUGGAGCUGCUAGCCCAAGGUGCGCUAAUUGAUGCUGUUAGCGCGCCUACUACACGUGACUACAUGCCGUGGUUCCUGUCCAUCACUCGCCGAUGGAUGACUCCACGUGGCAUCGUUGCAGCGGCCCAUUAUGCUCUUGCAGUGUCUACGAUGACCCAAUUUGCACAAGCUGCGGCAGUCGUGAUCCGGUCUAGCCACGAAGAGCCGGUGAGGGAGAUUGCGCAAGGCAUGCUCCUCGGCACGCAGUUCCAGUACUUCACAUCGAAAAUCGCUACGAAGUCAUCACUGACUACCGUCGAUGUGCAUGUCCAUCUCCUCCUUAUGACGUUCAUUUGGAGGAGACGGACUUGUCAUACCCCGGUGAUGUUGUGGGGAUCUCGCAGGCUGGGCCAUCCCAACCAUCAAAGUACUAGUCACCUCCCCUACCAGCGCGACGCACAAAUGCCUCUUACUACCGUAGGAGGCGUAGGAGACCAACUCAGUUGGAUAGGUUAGAUGAGAGUGAUGAUCGUGUUAGGUUUUUGUGUAUUUUGAUUGACUAUGUAUAUAUAUGUUUAUUUAGUUGUAUAUAUAUAUGUUUAUUUAGUUUA
This is a messenger RNA of Amaranthus tricolor (Joseph's coat), 1017 nucleotides long. RefSeq lists its product as uncharacterized. Lineage: Eukaryota; Viridiplantae; Streptophyta; Magnoliopsida; Caryophyllales; Amaranthaceae. The record is from RefSeq and is a predicted model, not a curated record. The transcript is spliced from 5 exons. The coding region runs from base 92 to 922 and encodes 276 amino acids.